Girardinichthys multiradiatus is the source of this 5952-nucleotide messenger RNA. Its product is annotated as un-named sa1614. The transcript is spliced from 28 exons. NCBI's taxonomy places the organism in Eukaryota, Metazoa, Chordata, Actinopteri, Cyprinodontiformes, Goodeidae. Gene Ontology annotation, biological process: positive regulation of GTPase activity. Gene Ontology annotation, molecular function: protein binding; GTPase activator activity. The record is from RefSeq and is a predicted model, not a curated record. Gene Ontology annotation, cellular component: cytoplasm. Bases 737 to 3778 code for a protein of 1013 amino acids.
UCCCAGUCCUCCCAGUGCACCCAGUGAUGGGCUCGGUCAGCAGUGCGCGCCACCGCGACAGAGGGCUCCAUCGCUGUUCACUGUGAGCGCGCCUCUCCAUGCGGGUUCAAUAAAGGAGCAAAAGCUAUGAAAAGAAAAUGAGAUGCUGCUGACAUGACGGCGACACUGGACAGGAAAUCUGAGCCUGGUUUGAUCCUCCUAUCCGAACCCGGUCCCUCGGUCCGCUUGGUCCGGUUCUCCGCACAUUGCCUCCAGGUCUUUGUCAAGCCGGUUUACACACGGAGAGCAGAGCGCUUUGUGGAUUUUAUUUAUUUAUGUUUUUGAAUGAAGACGCUCCCCAACGAAAAGCUGUUUUAGUUUUAACGCAGAAGUGAAGCGGCAGUGUUAACAUCUAAGGGAUCUUGUGAAGUUUGUGGAGCUGGGAUUUAUUUUAUGCAUAGACUGAGUCACCUUUUGUUCGGAGAAAAGAGGCGUUUGAUGCAGCGGUUCGGUCACACUGAGGCAGGAGAACUGAGCAGGUCCUUAAUUGCAGCAUAUCUUCCAUUAAUGCUCAACACCAGCAUAAGAGGGCGUUUUAACAUUUCCCAAUCUUGAUAUUUAAAUCAUUACAUAUUAUUUAUUUAUUCAUUCUUUGACUCUGCGCCCUGCGCCUGGUGUUCACCUUCUUCUGUCAGUCCCGGACUGCGCUUGACGGUCCCGGUUCUGCCCUUUGUGUGCCGGGGUUGACAGGAUCACCAUGCCGGAGUGCGUGUCGGUGUCGGAGUUCGUGCAGGAGGUUCAGGAGGACUGGAGCUCUCCCACCACCUCCUCCUUCACCUCCAAGAUGAUCAAUUGCAGAAACACCAUCUACCUGCUGGAGGAGGCUCUGGACAGCGACCGGUUGGUAUUGCAGAAGAUGAAGAAAGCAGCUAAAGCCAAGUACGCUUCAGGACAAGAUCAUGUAUCUCACCUGGAGCACUACAUCAACUCGAUGGAGAAGCUUGCAAUAAACUGUCACUCAAAUGGAGAGACAGAGGUCGGCUCGGCCUUCUGCCACCUAGCGGACUUUUCUAAGGAGCUUCUGUCUCCAAUGAAAAACCUGCUAAAGAGCAUGCUCCACAACAUCAACUUCUUCCUGGACUCUUUGGUUAAAGGAGACCUGAGGGAGGUGAAGGGGGAUCUGAAGAAGCCCUUUGAGAGAUCAUGGAGGGAUUACGAAAACAGAUUCAAGCAGGUGGAGAAGGAAAAAAGGGAGUUAGCACGACAGUAUGGGAUGGUUCGGAGUGAGGUGAGCGGAGGAGAAAUCGCUGAGGAGCUUGAGAAGGAGAGGCGCUCCUUCCAGCUGAGCAUGUGCGAGUAUCUCAUUAAGGUGAACGAGAUAAAAACAAAGAGAGGAGUUGACCUGCUGCAGAAUCUCAUUAAGCACUACCACAGUCAAAACAAUUUUCUACAGGAGUGUGUCUCCACCACCCAGAGGUUGAAGCAGUACAUGGAGGAGCUGAACGUAGUGCUGAACACGGUGAAGCAGCGUCAGGAGGAGGAGAAGAAGCAGCUGUGUGCCAUCAGGGAUCAGCUAAGGCCGGUCGUCCACACGGACCAGGACUCUUUACCUAAACAGGUGUACAGUAUGCAUCAACUUCUGGGAGACAAACAAUACGGAACAGAGAGAACAGGAUUCCUCUACAAGAAAAGUGAUGGGUUGAGGAAAAUGUGGCAGAAGAGGAAAUGUUCAGUUCACAACUGUUACCUUACUAUUGCACAUGCCACACCAAAUAAACCUCCGACUCGGCUAAACCUGCUCACCUGUCAGGUGAAACCCAGCAUGGAGGACAAGAAAUGCUUCGACCUUAUCUCCCAUAAUCGGACUUAUCAUUUCCUGGCCGAGGAUGAAGCUGAAUGUGUUGUAUGGAUCUCGGUGCUCAUUAACAGCAAGCAGGAGGCUCUGAGCAUGGCCCUGGAUGGCGGCAGGAGAGGGGGUGGAGGUGAUGAAAGCAGUGUGGAAGAUCUGACCCGGGCCAUCACUGAUGACAUCCGCAAAAUGCCGGGAAACAACAGCUGCUGUGACUGUGGCGCUCCAGAUCCUGGAUGGGUCUCAACAAAUUUAGGCAUCCUGACCUGUAUUGAGUGUUCGGGGAUCCACAGGGAGAUGGGGGUCCAUGUGUCCAGGAUCAAGUCUCUGAGCCUGGACAGCCUGGGAACCUCAGACCUGCUGCUUGCCCGAAAUGUUGGGAACUCUGGUUUUAAUGAAAUAUUGGAGGCAAACCUGCUUAGUCCAUCACAGAAGCCCUCCCAGCACAGCCAUAUGGCGGAGCGCAAAGAUUUCAUCCUGUCAAAGUAUCAGGAUGUUCAUUUUGUGAGGAGGUUCAGCAGUUCUUCUGCAGCGCUAAGACUGGGCCUGCAGGAGGCAACUAAGAGCUGUGACAUCUACAGCCUGGUCCAGCUGUACGCUCAGAGGACGGAGCUAAGCCAGCCCUUGCACACCCACAUACAGGAGAAGGGGGAGACGGCUCUCCAUUUAGCCGUCCUAUUUGCUGACAGGACGUCGCUGCAUAUCCUGGACUUCCUGGCCCAGAACUGGUUUUCUCUUUUUUCCAGCUCCAACGUGGAUGUACAAACGUCAGCAGGAAACACGGCGCUGCACUACAGCUGCCUGCACAACAAGAGCGACUGUGUGAAGCUGCUGCUGAGAGCCCGAGCCAACAUACACAUCAAGAAUGAGUUAGGAGAAACUGCUCUGGAUGUGAGCCGCCGAUUGAAGCACAGUGAAUGUGAGGCGCUGCUGCAGCAGGCCCAAUCCAACCAGUUUGACCAUCACGUCCAUGUGGAGUAUGAGUGGAGGCUUCGCCACGAUGAUGUAUACGACAGUGAUGACGACUUUGAUGAACGGAAUGGUCCGGUAAAGAAGGAGCGCUCCUCAUCUUCAUCAUCCUCAGUCUUCACCCCCUCGUUCUCCUUCUCCUCCCGUCCUUUCAACUUUAAUCAGUCCUCCACCUCCUCCUGCUCUGUUGUCCUCCCAUCCUCUGGAGGACCAGGAGCAGGUCUCCUCAGCGUGGGGAGAAGACUGGCCAUGGCCAUGGACCUCCACAGCCGUCAAUCUGGCUCUGCCCCCAGCCCUCCCCCUCCCCCUCCAUCCUCACCCGCUCCACCACUGCCGCCCCGGGUUAAAGCCCCUUGUGUUCCCCCUCCUCCUCCUCCAGCUGGGGGUGAUGGAGUGAGGGAUGAAGAGGAGGAAGAGGCAGAGGUUUUCUUCCCCAUUUCAGGAAACAGAAAAACGACACCUCCCCCUCCCAUUGCUGCCCGCCACAAGAGGACCUGCUCUGAGUCUAAUAAGCAGGAUCAUGGGUUGCCAACCAGUCCCAGGAUUUAUACUGGUCCAGACUCCUCCUUCAAAAAGUGUGUCCCAUCUUCUCCUCUCAGCUCGCUGACAGAAAGACCAGACAGAGGUUUUCGACGGACAGAAAGUGAAGAUAGCUCCUCACAUUUCUUGUACUCAGCCAGUAAAGUGCCACCGAAUGGGUCCCCAAUAAGCCAGCGGUCUCAGAGCUUUGAGAGCGACGGCAGAGGCCCCACCCCUCAGCCGCUUCCUCGCAGAUCACUGCCUCGUGGAGCAGCCAGUCGGCGGGCUCAGGCUCUGUAUGACUGCCAAGCAGACCAUCAUGAUGAGCUGAGCUUCUCUGAGGGUCAGGUGUUGGUAGUUCUUGGGCAGGAGGACAGUGAUUGGUGGCAUGGUUAUAUAGAAGACGAACCAGACCAGAGAGGUUUGUUUCCAGCCUCCUUCGUCCAGCUGCUUACCGAUUGACGAAAACCUGGUCCAGAUCCUCAGGCUAUCGCAGAUCCAGAUCACAUCAGAACUUGUGGAAACCGAACUGGGUCCUCAUAGGAAGCGAACCAAAUGGUACUACCUGAAAUGAACUGGAUCAGGACAGGCUUUUGGAUCUGGCAUCUUGCAAGUUCUUGAGAUCUUGGUCCAGCAAACCUAAAGAACCUCAGGUCUGGAUUUACCAUGAACACAUUAUGGACAACGUUUGACAGAAUGCUUUAGACUGCAUACUUAAUUUAUAAGGCAGAAGUUAGAACAUGUUGCCGAGGCAUUUCCACUGCCUUUAUUUAUUUAUUAAUUUAAUAAGCACACGUUUGACAGGAAGUCAAACCAAGUCACAGCCAACCAGGGGACUUUUUAGUAUGAAGCUAACCUAAACUGCUUUCUUCAUUUUAGUGAUAUUUAAAUGUAUUCAUCCUGGGUUUUUGUGGCAAUAUCUGCAGGACACCAGCAAAAGCUGCCACAGUUGAAACUCCUCUUUCAAAGGGUUCCUGGAUACUGAAGACCAAAGCUCUAAAUUCAGUUGAAACCAUUUAUUGGCAUAGAAUGGGUGCAAAAACACAGAAGAACUGUCUUUAUUUACAGGUUUGUUAGAAGACUUGAGAUAAGAUGAAGCCUGAAAUAAAAAUAAUAAAUUUUUUUCGGCUGCCUUUGUGUCCCAAGAUACCAACACUUCACUGAGCAGAAACCUUUGCAAACUGCAGACACUUUUAGAAUUAAUAACUCAGUGUUCAGGUUAAACAAAUCUAAUUAUUUUUCUUCAAAUAACAAACAAACUAUUUUCCCUAUAGGCACAUUAUUAUAUGCAGCAUAAGAUGUUGAAAGUAGCACCACUGGAUGACGAGAGGAUUCAUUUUUUUCCAAGCAGUUAUUAAAAAAAACAAAUUAGCUUAAGAAAGUCAAGUCUUCCAGUUGAAAUACACUCUAUGUAAAAGUUAUUUUAUUUUAUAAAAAUCUGAAAAUCUGUUGAUGUUUAACAGCACACACAAAGUGAAUGUUUUAAUGUUUUAUUUAUUUUUAAUACGACUUUCUCUCGCUGCAGCAUGUUUAAUUUCUAAUUUUAAAACGCUGCACACCUGUUCUCCAUUCUCCCAGAAAUGAUUAUUUUGUUAAAGAAAAAUCGCUUGGCCUGCAUAGGUUAGUACAGAUCAUGCUAAUUAACAUGCUCUGCUCAUACAACGUUUAACACUUAAAACACAGUAUUGUAUUAUCAUACAUUUAAACAUGCUUUAAAAAGUUUAAGAGACACUUUUUUAUAAGUUCAACAUUUUCAAAAGCUUUCAGCUCCUUAUCAUUGUUUACUAAUCUCACAACAUUAAAUAAUCUGCCACUAUUGAACUCCCCAUGAUCCACAAAUACAGCGCCAUCUACACUCAUGGGCUCUCCUGCUGAUAAUGAUUUGUACAACCUCCUUUUACCAAUAGGACAGCACCAAGUCUCAUGACAUUUUACAUAGUUGGAUCAUGCAGAGAGAAGGAUCUGACUUGUCUUUUUGCACAGGUUUUUUUUAAAGAACUUAGUUCUUAACCUGUUCUAGUUUUCUGGCGGUGCACCAGAUUUUUAUUUAACAUGUCAAUAUUUGAGAGUUAAUGAUCCCAUGUUGUCCCCUGGUUCUAUGGAAGAGAAACAGGCCCACAGCAUCAAUGUCACUUCACUUUGACAUAUCUGUUUGCUGAUUUUUUGCUUUUAUUGGGCCAAACACCCCAGAGGAUGCAUUGACAUUUAAGUCAUAUCAUCUACUUUCCCCCUAAAAGUGGGUGUGGACGUUGCACAAGCACCUAAUACCCAGAUUUACUGAAUCCAUCUAUGAGGUGCUUUUCCACAUAGAAGUUGUCUUUCACGCCAGGUCCACCAGGAGUGUUUGUUGCGAAAAAGCUCAAUCUUAGCCUUAUUCAACAAAAGCACAUGAUUUCAGUAAAGACUUAAGGAAUGUUUAGCAAGCUGUGGCAAUUUACAUUUCAGACAGAAGAGGCUUUUUUCCCCCAUGAUUAAAAAACAACCAUGUAAAUGGCAUUGAAUACCGGAAUAACACAUUUUGCUGCUGUGUGUUUUGGAAGUUGUUUAACAUUUUCUUCUCAGCUGGUGAUUUUGUAAAGAGCAUUAUUUGUUAUAUGCUAUUUUUUCCCCAAAUGAAUAAACGUACUCAAAACUGU